GUGACUCCAAGCAACAUGGUAGAAAUGUGAUGUUUUCAGCAGCUGAUGCUAUCAAUAUUCUGGAGACUUUGUGGGAUAUUUUAAGAGAAUGAUAUCCAUCAUAACGGACUUGUGAAAUUCACCUCUAAAAUCCUAUUAUUGCCUUAUCUCUGCUUUGAUUCCGUGGUGAAUGGAUGUUUAAAAGCGCCCAAAAUGUCCAAACCUGCACUCCUUUCUCUUCAUCAAGCACUUAGGAAAAGUUUUCAGAGUCUGGAAAACAACCAGCGGAUCUGGAGGAGCGCGUUGUCCGAGUGCAGCCCUCUCAUUGAGUCUCUCGGGAAUCUGGUAGAGCAGUCGAGAGCUCUUUCUAAUGUCCAACUCUCCAACACACCUCUGAGAGACUUUCCUGAUCUGGAGGAGAGGCUGCGGUUCAAACUUCUGCAAGCUACGGAUACUGUACUCUUCAAACUCAACGAGAAGAUGUCCUCUCUUCAGUCCGUCAGAGACUCAAUCAGUAACCAGGUCUCUGCAGUCCUCCAGCUUUACGAGCAGAACUCAGACAGUCUGGAUCUGAUCACUGUGACCGAGCGCUCAGCCACUGCCCCAUCAGUCUCUGACAUGCUGGGGUGGCUGCAGGAUGCCGAGCGUCACUAUCGGCAGCAAUUUCUGAGGAGGAAGACUCUGCUGCAGACACUCAGAGCUGAUGACCUCUCUUUGAUGGAAGCAGCUCCCAAAAGAUGGAAAUCCAUGGAGUCUCCCAGUGCGGAAGCCAGAAUCACUGAUACUCUCUGCAAAGUGUCCUUUUUUGUUGCGGCCCAAUAACAAGAGGAACAUAAGUGGCCCUCUGAGCAGCUCUGACUCUGACUGACUUUCAUUCGUGAAAAAGGAGCUUUAUCUUAAAAGGAGUAUUAAGGACACCGUCACCGAUACCUCAGAUGGACACUUUUCCUAUGGAUGCUUGAAAAAUUACCAGAUUUAUCACAUAAAUGUCCCAAGAGAUAAUAAAUAAAAGCAUGGCAGAGGA
Messenger RNA from Cheilinus undulatus (humphead wrasse), 1003 nucleotides. It is a transcript of the gene airim, whose product is annotated as c19h1orf109 homolog (H. sapiens). The transcript has 4 exons. Bases 193 to 801 code for a protein of 202 amino acids. Gene Ontology annotation, cellular component: cytoplasm; nucleus. The record is from RefSeq and is a predicted model, not a curated record. NCBI's taxonomy places the organism in Eukaryota, Metazoa, Chordata, Actinopteri, Labriformes, Labridae.